AUGAGGGUGCUCGUUGUUUUGUCUUGCUUGGUCGUGGUGGCGUUUGCUGCUGAUAAAUACAACCCUAAAUACGAUAACUUUGACGUGGACACCCUGAUCUCCAACGACAGACUGCUGAAGGCUUACAUCAACUGCUUCUUGGAAAAAGGACGUUGCACGCCCGAAGGAUCGGAUUUUAAAAAGGCCCUCCCUGAAGCGAUAGAGACCACUUGCGCCAAGUGCACAGACAAGCAGAAGGGUAACAUCAGGAAAGUGAUCAAGGCCAUCCAGCAGAAACACCCCAAGGAGUGGGAAGACCUUGUCAAGAAGAACGACCCCAGUGGCAAACACCGCGGUAACUUCGACAAAUUCAUCCAAGGAAGCAGCUAAUAAUGUUCACCAUGUUCCAACUCUAUUUAGAUUUAAGAAGUAGGUCCUGUAAUAGGUAAAAUACAAAACAAUUUGCUUGAAUCGCAGUUCGACUGAUCCCACUACAGCUCUCUAUAAUGCUGUACCUUACAAUCUCACCCCCAUAGGAUUUAUCCCGUAUCUCCCAUCAUUCCGCUCCCCGGGAUCCAAAUCCUAGUGAUUUAAUUUAUAUGUAGGCUUUUAGAUUUUAAUCGGAUGACAAAUUGUUGUGUUAUUUAUUGAAAUAUCACGAUGUUGACUG
This is a messenger RNA of Spodoptera exigua (beet armyworm), 649 nucleotides long. Lineage: Eukaryota; Metazoa; Arthropoda; Insecta; Lepidoptera; Noctuidae. The record is from the annotation of a GenBank genome assembly.